Molecule: messenger RNA, 516 nt
Organism: Coccomyxa subellipsoidea C-169
Lineage: Eukaryota; Viridiplantae; Chlorophyta; Trebouxiophyceae; Coccomyxaceae
Exons: 4
Coding region: 1-516 (171 amino acids)
Source: RefSeq, a predicted model, not a curated record
AUGAUCGGUCUCUCAGACAGGCGGGGUCGGUCGUGCGUCAUUCUGCCGGUGCUGCUCCUGCUCUUCGGGCUGUGGGGCCAGGCGGACGCCAGAUCGGAUGAAACGGGACAAUUGAGCAAGUAUACCGCCAUCCUGACAGGGGACCAGGUGGUGCCCCCAGUGAACACCAGCGCGCAUGGGGAGGUGGACUUUGUCAUCCACCACCACAUACACUCCAAGGAUGACUCAGCAGCCUACACCAUCACCCUGUUCCAGGUCAACCACCUGAAGGAGAUCGACCUGCGCCAAGCCCAUGCAGGCCAGAAUGGAGACAAGGUGGUGAAUGGCGUCCUGAAGCAAGGUAUCCUGAAACGCGGUGACAUGAGCAAGGGGCCAAUGAGCAAGAAGGAUCUGAACGAAUUCGCGCAGCGUUCCAAUGAUGGCGACAUGUAUGUGCUGGUUACCACUGUAGAAAACCCCGAUGGGCUGCUGCGCGGUCAGGUUGAGCCAGCCAACAUGACUUUUGCACCGCCCUGA